AGUGCCCUGCCAACCUCACCAGCACCUCCCAACCACCAGCGCCCAGUGUCUCUCGCUCCUCCAGGAACCAACGGUCAUGUCUCGCCAGUCAAGUGUGUCCUUCCGGAGUGGGGGCAGCCGCUCUUUCAGCGCUGCCUCUGCCAUCACUCCGUCUGUCUCCCGCACCAGCUUCAGCUCGGUGUCCCGCAGUGGUGGUGGCGGUGGUGGCAGGGUCAGCCUUGGGGGUGCUUAUGGAGCAGGCGGCUAUGGCAGCCGGAGCCUAUACAAUGUCGGGGACUCCAAAAGGAUAUCCCUGGGUGCUGGCAGAAGCAGCUUCAGGAACCGUUUCGGAGGCGCCUUUGGCGUGGGAGCAGGAGCCGGCAGUGGAUUUGGUUUUGGUGCUGGAGCUGGUAGUGGCUUUGGCUUCGGUGGUGGAGCUGGCUUUGGCGGUGGCUAUGGGGGAGCCGGCUUCCCCGUGUGCCCCCCUGGAGGCAUCCAAGAGGUCACCGUCAACCAGAACCUCCUCACCCCUCUGAACCUGCAAAUCGACCCCACCAUCCAGCGGGUGAGGACUGAGGAGCGGGAGCAGAUCAAGACCCUCAACAACAAGUUCGCCUCCUUCAUCGACAAGGUGCGGUUCCUGGAGCAGCAGAACAAGGUCCUGGACACCAAGUGGACCCUGCUUCAGGAGCAGGGGACCAAGACCGUGAGGCAGAACCUGGAGCCGUUGUUUGAGCAGUACAUCAACAACCUGCGCAGGCAGCUGGACGGGGUCCUGGGGGAGAGGGGCCGCCUGGACUCUGAGCUGAGGAACAUGCAGGAUUUGGUGGAGGACUUCAAGAACAAGUAUGAGGAUGAAAUCAACAAGCGGACCACGGCUGAAAACGAGUUUGUGAUGCUGAAGAAGGAUGUGGAUGCCGCCUACAUGAACAAGGUGGAGCUGGAGGCCAAGGUGGACGCCCUGAUGGACGAGAUCAACUUCAUGAAGAUGUUCUUCGAUGCGGAGCUGUCCCAGAUGCAGACGCACGUCUCAGACACGUCUGUGGUCCUCUCCAUGGACAACAACCGCAGCCUGGACCUGGACAGCAUCAUCGCCGAGGUCAAGGCCCAGUACGAGGACAUCGCCAACCGCAGCCGGACAGAGGCUGAGUCCUGGUACCAGACCAAGUACGAGGAGCUGCAGCAGACAGCAGGCAGGCAUGGCGACGACCUCCGCAACACCAAGCACGAGAUCUCGGAGAUGAACCGGAUGAUCCAGAGGCUGAGAUCUGAGAUCGACAACGUCAAAAAGCAGUGUGCCAACCUACAGAAUGCCAUCGCUGAGGCUGAGCAGCGUGGGGAGCUGGCCCUCAAGGAUGCCAGGAACAAGCUGGCCGAGCUGGAGGAGGCCCUGCAGAAGGCCAAGCAGGACAUGGCCAGGCUGCUGCGGGAGUACCAGGAGCUCAUGAACACCAAGCUGGCGCUGGACGUGGAGAUCGCCACCUACAGGAAGCUGCUGGAAGGAGAGGAGUGCAGGUUGAAUGGUGAAGGCGUUGGACCAGUCAACAUCUCUGUGGUGCAGUCCACCGUGUCCAGUGGCUAUGGCAGUGCAGGAGGUGCCAGCAGCAGCUUAGGCCUGGGAGGAGGCAGCAGCUACUCCUACAGCAGUGGCCAUGGCCUUGGAGGUGGCUUCAGUGCUGGCAGUGGCAGAGGCAUCGGAGGUGGCAUUGUGUCCUCUGGUGGCAGCUCCUCCUCCAUCAAAUACACCACCACCUCCUCCAGCAGGAAGAGCUACAGGCACUGAAGUCCCUGACCCCAGAGCUGUGCCUGAGCCUGGAGCCCCUGGCUGCAGAGCCCUGUGCUCAGGUGCUGUCCUCGCUGACCUCCCACCUCUGCUCUCUGGCUGGGGCUGAGGAGGCUGAGGCCUCUUUGCUCCUCUCUCUCUUCCCCAGGGGUCCCCACUGCCCCUCGUCUUCUGCACCUCUGGCUUCACCUCCACACUCACUCACAUCUGGUGCUUCAGGCUGUGUGGAGGUCACCAGGCUCCGGCCUCUCCAGCUCUGUCCCUAGGCUGCCUCAGAAAGGGUGUCAUUGUCCCUUUCCUUCAGGUCAUCAUCGUCCAGGUCCUACUCAGGAAGUGAACUGAGGAAGUCCCCUUUACUCUGCAGUGGCCUUAGAGACGCCACACUGCCUUGUCGUGAGCCUCCCUGGCAGGCACGGUGACAGCACCUGUCCUGUGA
This is a messenger RNA of Acomys russatus (golden spiny mouse), 2198 nucleotides long. RefSeq names its product keratin, type II cytoskeletal 6A. Gene Ontology annotation, cellular component: keratin filament. The record is from RefSeq and is a predicted model, not a curated record. Gene Ontology annotation, molecular function: structural constituent of skin epidermis. Gene Ontology annotation, biological process: intermediate filament organization; keratinization. NCBI's taxonomy places the organism in Eukaryota, Metazoa, Chordata, Mammalia, Rodentia, Muridae. The transcript is spliced from 9 exons. The coding region runs from base 77 to 1762 and encodes 561 amino acids.